Trypanosoma grayi is the source of this 228-nucleotide messenger RNA. RefSeq lists its product as hypothetical. NCBI's taxonomy places the organism in Eukaryota, Euglenozoa, Kinetoplastea, Trypanosomatida, Trypanosomatidae. The transcript has a single exon. Bases 1 to 228 code for a protein of 75 amino acids. The record is from RefSeq and is a predicted model, not a curated record.
AUGCAAGAUGCUCCUGCGGCACAACUCCGCUACAGCAAGCAGACCCCCAUGCCAGCUGCUGUCAGAGUGCUCAUUGCUGAACACAUCCAGCGUGGCGGCGAUCACAUCCUCCGCCAUAGCACGCGGCAGUCGGUCGCAUAUGCGGCCAAUACCCUUAGCGGCGCUCCAGCGCACCACCGUGUCUUUGUGACAGACAGCCUCCAGCAGCAGUCCAAUAGCUUCCUCUAA